AUGGAGGUGACGCCGCCGCAGCAGCCAGCGCCACAGGCGGAUGACAUCGAGUACCUGGCCAGCGGCACGCUGGCACGGCGGGGCACGGGCGAGGCGGCGGCGGCAGCCUCCUCCCGACGCCAAUACGUCUACCGCAAGAAUGCCGACUACGACAGCCUCAUAGAGGCCUGCAGCCGCAAGCUGGUGGCACAGCCCAACAACGUGCGGGCGCUGAUGAUCCGGGCCAACAGCUACAGGAAGAAGGGGUUGCUGGAGACUGCGUUGCACGACUACGGCGCGGUGCUGCGGCACGAGCCCGGCCACGUAGACGCCGCCUACCAGCGCGGCGCGGUGUGCCAGCAGCUGGGCAGCACGGAGCAGGCCAUUCGCGACUUCAGCCUGGUGCUGCGCCUGGACCCAAACCACGCCAAGGCGGCAUACUCGCGCGCCGCGUGCAACAGCCUGGUGGGGCGGUACGACGAGGCCAACGCCGACUAUGAACAGGCGCUGGCGGCAGAUGCCACGCUGCCCGACCGGCGGCGGCACCGCCCGCCAGGCAGCACGCCCGGCAUCAAGUCGGUGGGCAGCCUGGGCAGCCUGCGCGGCUCACCCGCCAGCACCUGCUCGCUGCCGCCCAACACUGGCCGGGCGGGGGUGGGCAGCACGCCUGGCAGCACUGGCGGCGGGGCGCGGGUACGUGGCAGCAAGUCGUGGCAGGCAGAGGCGGCGCCAGCUGUGUCACACUUCAACAUUGCUGCCGUGCUCAGGCCCGGCACGGCAGCGGCACAGCCUGGCAGUGGCGCAGCGCGGGGGCCGGCAGUGCUCGCUGCCAAGCAGCAGGUAGCAGCCUCCGCAGCGGGCCAGGGAGCAGCAGGCGGGCCUGGCUCAAAGGAGCAGCAGCAACCUCAGCAGGAGGGGCCUGGACGUGUGCAGGUGGCGAUUGGCGUGGACGCCACGCAGCGGGCGCAGCAGCAGCAGCCCGGCGACGCCGCAGUGGCGCCCGGGCAGCCUGCGGAUGGCGACGACCCCUCCAGCUGGCUGCCCUCGGUGCACACCCGCCUGGCCAGCAUCAGCCUGCAGGACGCCGGCUGCAGCUCGGUGCCGCUUGAGGUCGCCUCGCCGCUGCGUGGCGGCAGCAGCAGCGGCAGCCAGCCCGCCGCCCCCGCCGCCCAGCAGCGGCCGGCGCAGCAGGGGCAGCAGGGGCCGACGGCGGACGAGCACCACGCGCGAGGGUAUGCGCUGCGCAAGGAGGGCGACUUUGAGGGUGCGGUACGCGAGUACAGCGCGGCGCUGGCGCUGGACCCGGCGCACUUCAAGUGCCUCUUCAACCGAGCCUUCUCCCUGGACAAGCUGGGGCGGUACGACGCGGCGCUGCGGGACUACGAGGCAGCCCUGGGCCUGGAGCCGGGCAGCAGCUACGCGCACUACAACGCUGGCAUCGUGCGGGACAGGCUGGGGCAGUACGCCGCCGCCGUGGCCGCCUUCUCCGCCGCCAUUGCGCUGGAGCCCCGCAACGCCGACUUCUACCAUAACCGCGGCUUUUCGUACCGCAAGAUGGAGCGGUACGAGGAUGCAGUGGCAGACUACACCCGCGCGGUGCAGUUCAACCCCGCCCACACCAAGGCGUACUACAACCGCGCCGUGGCGCUGGAGCGCCUGCGCCGCUACCAGGAUGCCGCAGCAGACUACAGCCUGGUGCUGCGGCUGGACCCGCGCAACGCCCCCGCCCUGCAGAACCGCGGCACGGUGUGGCUGCGGCUGGGGCGGCUGGGCGAGGCGCGGGCAGACCUGGAUGCCGCGCUGCGGCUGGACAGUGGCGCGGCGGCGUCCUGGCACGCGCGGGGCGAGGUGCUGGAGCGCCUGGGACAGGUGCAGGCGGCGCUGGCAGACCUGCAGAGGGCAUGCGAGCUGGACCCCGCCCAUCCCGCCUACCUGCGCAGCCUGGGCCUGGCCCUGCGCAACUGCGGGCGGCACGAGCAGGCGGUCGGGGUGCUGGGCAGGGUGCUGCAGCUGCAGGCGGACGACGAGGCGGCGCUGCAAGCGCGCGGGUUCUGCCUGCGCAAGGCGGGCAGCUUCGCGGCGGCAGCCGAGGACUAUGGGCGCCUGAUUGCGCUGGGCCACGCCACCGUGCGCAACUUCAACAGCCGCGCCUACUGCCACGCCUCCCUUGGAAACUACGCCCAGGCAGUGGCUGACUACUCGGAGGCGAUACAGCUGGACCCCGAAAACGUGCACGCUUUCUUCAAUCGCGGCAUCAGCCACGAGAAGCGCGGCAGCCACGCGGCGGCGGUCGACGACUUCACCGCCUGCAUCCGCCUCGACCCCACCAACGCUGUGGCCUUCUACAACCGCGCCUCCUGCUUCGACGCCCUGGGGCAGUACGAGCGUGCGGUGGGGGACUACAGGCGAGCGCUGGAUGCGGAGAAGUAG
Messenger RNA from Chlorella variabilis, 2409 nucleotides. RefSeq lists its product as hypothetical. Gene Ontology annotation, molecular function: protein binding. The record is from RefSeq and is a predicted model, not a curated record. The coding region runs from base 1 to 2409 and encodes 802 amino acids. NCBI's taxonomy places the organism in Eukaryota, Viridiplantae, Chlorophyta, Trebouxiophyceae, Chlorellales, Chlorellaceae. The transcript has 9 exons.